Molecule: messenger RNA, 1215 nt
Organism: Aspergillus tubingensis
Lineage: Eukaryota; Fungi; Ascomycota; Eurotiomycetes; Eurotiales; Aspergillaceae
Product: rRNA-processing protein LAS1
Exons: 4
Coding region: 1-1215 (404 amino acids)
Biological process (GO): maturation of 5.8S rRNA; maturation of LSU-rRNA
Cellular component (GO): Las1 complex; preribosome, large subunit precursor
Molecular function (GO): endonuclease activity
Source: RefSeq, a predicted model, not a curated record
AUGGCAAAGGUCAUUUUCACACCAUGGAAGGAGCACUCGCAAUUACUCGCGGUGCGGAGUCAAUUCUACCCUGCACCCUUCUAUGAUGGGCCCGACAUGCGCUCCAAGGCCUGCGCUACUGUUGCAGCUUGGAAGCUACGGGGAAACCUGCCACAUUCUGUUGAAGCCACGGCCUUGCUAACGGACGCUAUUCUCCAUGAUGAUGCCCUGAAAAAUUCCAUCUUUUCUAUUCGGGCUACGUACUCGGCUGCGUUUUGUCGAUUCGUGACGGGGCUCGUCGACUCCAAGCUGAACGGUCAGCGUAAGACCAUGUUCCAACGAGCCAUUGAUCUGGGCCUACCGGCCUCCUUUGUGGAACUGCGUCACGAGGCCACGCAUCGUGAACUGCCUUCUCUGACAGUCCUGCGCAAUGCCACGCAGCGGUCCCUUGAGUGGUUGUGGGAUUACUACUGGGCCAAGACUGACCUGAGUGCUGAUACGGUGCCUGUGUCGGAACCCGAGGCAUUUGACGGCGCUGAAGAUGACGUCGAGCCCAUCAAGGCGGCUUUGAGAACUGAAUUCGAGCACUUGCUGGCUGAAGAGGAGUCGUCAGAACCGCCGCGCAAGAAGAGGCGGUUCCAGCAGAAUGUCUCGUUUACUUCUACGCAUUUGAUCUCGAUUUGCAAGUCUUCCAGUCGUGGGGCGUCUGCGCUAGCAGGCGUGAUUGUGGAGGACUCAUUGUUGGUUCCUGCUGGUCGGAAGAUGGGUGACUCCAUGACGGGAAUGUUUGCUAAGUGGGAUUCGUUAUUACAGAUGCUCGCCGAGGGCCAUCCCCCGGCCCUGGCAUCCCUGACGGAGGAGAUGGUGAAUGUACUGGCCUUUUCAGGCUCAAAGAACGUGAAAAAUGACCCUCAGCUCGAAGGAUUGUACAUGUGGCUGGACCAUAUACUUCAAUCGCCGGAAUGGGGGUCUCGAAGACGACUACUGUCCCACGCUUACCUUCUUGCCGUUUGCGAGCAGAGUUUGAACCACUGGACUGCACUUCUUAAGGAGAGCCUACAGCAGAGGACGGACGAUCUGGCACCUAAGAAGCCGGCGUCCACAUCAAAGAAACACUCAAAGAAGGACGGGUCUGGCCUCAAGCGGACUGCAGAUGCCGACGAUCUGAAAGAGUUGAAGAAAUUCGGAUGGGAGACGGUAGAUACGUGGGAUACGCGACCGUUAGGGAUAGUAUAG